UGGUGGUUCUUUAGAGCCGUGCGAGUCACGCUUGAGUCCGGGUCUUGGGGGCGCGAGGCGUUCGUGGACCAUGUCCUGGCUCUUCGGCAUAAAUAAGGGCCCCAAGGGCGAAGGCGUAGGACCUCCCCUUCCCUUGCCGCCCGCGCAGCCCGGCGCUGAGGGCGGGGGCGACCGUGGCUCCGGAGACCGACUGGCUCCCAAGGACAAAUGGAGCAACUUUGACCCGACGGGCCUGGAACGCGCGGCCAAGGCGGCGCGCGAGCUGGAGCACUCGCGCCAUGCCAAGGAGGCACUGAGCCUGGCACAGAUGCAGGAACAGACGCUGCAGCUAGAGCAGCAGUCUAAGCUUAAGGAAUAUGAGGCUGCUGUGGAGCAGUUGAAGAGUGAGCAGAUCCGAGUGCAGGCUGAAGAAAGGAGGAAGACUCUGAGUGAAGAAACAAGGCAACACCAGGCUAGGGCCCAGUACCAGGACAAGCUGGCCCGACAGCGCUAUGAUGACCAGCUGAAGCAGCAGCAACUUCUCAAUGAAGAGAAUUUACGGAAGCAAGAAGAGUCUGUGCAGAAGCAGGAGGCCAUGCGGCGAGCCACUGUGGAGCGGGAGAUGGAGCUUCGACAUAAGAAUGAAAUGAUGAGAGUGGAAGCUGAGGCCCGAGCCCGGGCCAAGGCUGAUAGAGAAAAUGCAGACAUAAUCCGAGAGCAGAUCCGCCUGAAGGCUGCUGAGCAUCGCCAGACCAUCUUGGAAUCCAUCAGGACAGCUGGUACUUUGUUUGGUGAAGGAUUCCGUGCUUUUGUGUCUGACUGGGACAAAGUGACAGCCACGGUGGCUGGAUUGACACUACUGGCUGUUGGGGUCUAUUCUGCCAAAAAUGCCACUGCUGUUGCGGGUCGAUACAUUGAAGCUCGGCUGGGGAAGCCAUCGCUGGUGAGGGAGACCUCCCGCAUCUCAGUGCUGGAGGCAUUGAGGCACCCUGUACAGGUCAGUAGACGACUCUUCAGCAAGCCUCAGGAUGCGCUAGAGGGUGUUAUCCUCAGUCCCAUCCUGGAGGCAAGAGUACGAGACAUUGCCAUAGCAACAAGGAACACCAAGAAGAACAAAAGCCUGUACAGGAAUGUUCUUAUGUAUGGACCACCAGGGACUGGCAAGACACUAUUUGCUAAAAAACUCGCACUGCACUCAGGCAUGGACUACGCCAUCAUGACAGGCGGGGACGUGGCCCCCAUGGGGCGGGAGGGUGUGACCGCCAUGCACAAGGUCUUCGACUGGGCCAGCACCAGCCGACGAGGCCUCCUGCUGUUUGUGGAUGAAGCAGAUGCUUUCCUUAGGAAGCGAGCAACUGAAAAAAUAAGUGAAGACCUCAGGGCUACCCUGAAUGCAUUUCUGCACAGGACGGGCCAGCACAGUAGCAAGUUCAUGCUGGUUCUGGCCAGUAACCAACCCGAGCAGUUUGACUGGGCUAUCAAUGACCGCAUUGAUGAGAUGGUCUGCUUUGCCCUGCCACAGCGGGAGGAGCGGGAGCGCCUGGUGAGAAUGUAUUUUGACAAGUAUGUCCUUAAGCCGGCUACAGAAGGAAAGCAGCGUCUGAAGCUGGCCCAGUUUGACUAUGGGAAAAAGUGCUCUGAGGUUGCUCAGCUGACGGAGGGCAUGUCGGGCCGUGAGAUUGCUCAGCUUGCUGUGGCAUGGCAGGCCAUGGCUUAUGCCUCGGAGGACGGGGUCCUCACAGAGGCCAUGAUAGACACUCGUGUCCAGGAUGCAGUUCUACAGCACCAGCAGAAGAUGCAGUGGCUCAAGGUAGAGCUACCCAGACAUGAGGCCAGCAAGCCGCAGUGCCCGAUUCCUCAGCAACCAAGCUAGGCCUGGACACUACACACUUGGCCGGAAAACACCAGCUGCUGCAACCACAGUGCCAUUCCCUUCUCUUCCCUGCUCCCUUCUGCCUCUGGGAGAGGUCAGGGAUGGAUCGAUGGCUCUACCCUGCUUGGGGCUGCAUGGUUGUGUCAGCUCUUCUCCUCCUCCUGCCAUGGAAGGUGGCUGGGGAGGGCAGAUCACCUUCCUGCCCCACAGGACACUUGUGAGACAUGUCUACAAGCCUAGCUCAAAGCAGGGAGGAAGCCAAAUGCUGUACCACAGAGCAGAGGCUAUGGCUAUGCCAGCAGAAAUGGGACCUCUGGGGACCAGAUUGUGGUCAAGGACCCUGUGCUGCCCAGUAGGCCUUGGACUGGGCAUUCUCCCACCCUGUGCACAUUUGUGCCAUAAAUUAGCCCAUCUCUUACCUGGUGGGGUAGGACUGGGGCUGGACAGUGGCAUCUCAGGCUCAGGAGGAGCUGCUGCCCUCCCCUUGAGUGGAGCUGGGCCUUUUUAAUCCAGAAUCUAAUAAACUCUGACCAUUA
This is a messenger RNA of Jaculus jaculus (lesser Egyptian jerboa), 2388 nucleotides long. RefSeq names its product ATPase family AAA domain-containing protein 3. The transcript has 16 exons. Lineage: Eukaryota; Metazoa; Chordata; Mammalia; Rodentia; Dipodidae. Gene Ontology annotation, molecular function: zinc ion binding; ATP binding; ATP hydrolysis activity. The coding region runs from base 71 to 1852 and encodes 593 amino acids. Gene Ontology annotation, cellular component: mitochondrion. The record is from RefSeq and is a predicted model, not a curated record. Gene Ontology annotation, biological process: mitochondrion organization.